GAUGAGGAGAGGUGCUGCUUCUUUCACUGUACAUCAUUGACAACAUAUCCGGGGCCGGUGGGCGGUGCGAAGCCUCGAAGAUGCAGGCAGCCUGCGGAUGCUGACCGAAGGAUGUCAGGCGAGGAGCUUCCGCAGGGAGUUGGCUUUGUUUACAGGGCGGCCAGCAGGCUGAACACGAAUCACGGGCCUUAAGUGAACACAGCAGUGCUGCUUCCAGCGGUGCGCAUCCACAUCGAUCACAUUGUUUGUGCCGGUAGAUGCUUUUCUCCCUGACGCUUUUCUUGUGGAGGCUCUACCGACAUUUCUACAUCAUGUUCAGCUCUGACCGGCUCACAGUCCCGGAUUACGUCAGCAGGCUGCAGAGAGGGAGGAGCGGCUCCGCAUGCGACCCCAAGGCCAUCUCUCCGGGGAUCAACGCCGACGUCCAGGCGGUUUUGGACACGUCACUUCCCGCCCUGCGCUCCGCCAUCAGUAGGCUGAAGUCAUCCAGGGAGACCUCGAAUUCAGAUGAGACCCGCAGGGCUAUCGCGGAGAUCUUCCAGCUGGUGGAGGAGGCCUGGGUUUUACCUACCGUGGGUCGUCAAGUGGCCGAGGAGAUCUGCAACAGGAUCCGGCUGCAUGGAGGCCUGGAGCUGCUGCUUCAGCUCCAGCAGUCGCCUGCUGUGGAGAUCACUUACGAGUCCGCAAAACUGCUGGAGCAGAUACUGAUCUCAGAGAACAGGGAUUACGUGGCUCGCAUAGGUCUGGGGGUCAUCCUCAACCUGACUCGUCAGCAGGAAGAUGCUCAGCUGGCUCGGAGUGUCUCGGGCAUCCUCGAGCACAUGUUCAAACACACAGAGGAGACCUCCAUCCACCUCAUCACCAACGGCGCCCUGGACACCCUCCUCUUCUGGUGCCGAGGUACGGACCCCACCGUUCUGCGCCACUGUGCCGUGGCACUGGCUAACUGUGCGAUGUAUGGAGGCCACUGCUGCCAGCGCUGGAUGAUCGAGAAACGGGCAGCUGAGUGGCUCUUCCCACUCGCCUUUUCCAAAGAGGAUGAACUCAUUCGUUUCUAUGCCUGCUUGGCUGUAACUGUGUUAGCUGCAAACAGAGAAAUUGAGAAAGAGGUGGUGAAAUCAGGGACCUUGGAGCUAGUGGAGCCGUUCAUCGCAUCUCUGGAUCCAGAGGACUUUGCCCGCAGUUUACUGGACAGUGCAGACAGCAUGCAGGGAAGGACCGCAUCUGACCUGCAGCAACUUUUGCCGUUACUGGAUGGCACGAGAGUGGAGGGAAAGUGCAUUGCAGCCUUUUACCUGUGUGUUGAGGCCAGCAUCAAGUCCCGUCAGCGCAACACUAAGAUAUUUCAAGAGAUUGGUGCUGUGCAGAGCCUCAAAAGAAUCGUCAUGUACUCCAGCAAUGCCACAGUCUGUGCCCUAGCUAAGCGGGCGCUGAGCAUGAUGGGAGAAGAAGUACCGAAACGAAUCCUGUCAAGCGUGCCCAACUGGAAAACCUGUGAGGUGCAGACGUGGCUGCAGCAGAUCGGCUUCACCGCUUACUGUGACCGUUUUCAGGAACUUCAGGUGGAUGGAGACCUCCUUCUGAACAUCACAGAUGAAGAUCUGAGCUCUGAUUUGAGCAUGACUACCAGCCUUACCCGCAAGAGGUUUUUGAGGGACUUGCGUGUGCUGAAGACUUACGCCAAUUACUCCACAUGUGACCCCAACAACAUGGCCGACUGGUUAAGCGAGGUGGACCCCCGUUUUCGUCAGUACACCUAUGGCCUAGUCCAGUCAGGCGUGGACCGUCACAACAUCCAGAGCCUGACUGAUAAGCAGCUCCAGCACGACUGCCACAUUGAGAAUGGCGUCCACAGAGCAAAGAUACUGUCUGCCAGCCGUGGGCCCUUAAAACUGAGCCGCACAGAUGCACAGCCUUCAGGGCCUGACGUUUUUAUCAGCUACAGACGAACCACGGGCUCCCAGCUGGCCAGCCUAUUGAAGGUGCACCUGCAGGUUCGAGGAUACAGCGUCUUCAUAGAUGUGGAGAAGCUGGAGGCCGGUAAAUUUGAGGACAAACUGAUUCAGAGUGUGCAGAGGGCACGUAACUUCAUCCUGGUCCUGUCUGCCAGUGCACUCGACAAGUGUAUGGGAGACACAGCCAUGAAGGACUGGGUGCAUAAGGAGAUAGUCACGGCCCUGGCUGGUAAGAAGAACAUAGUUCCUGUCACGGAUAACUUUGCAUGGCCUGACCCCAUGUCCCUGCCAGAAGACAUGAGAGCCAUUCUCAACUUCAACGGCAUCAAGUGGUCCCACGAAUAUCAGGAGGCUACGAUAGAGAAGAUCCUGCGCUUUCUGAAAGGACCCCAAGACCAAGUCGACCGCUCAGACGGCUCCAAAGAGCAGAAGAAAUAAACUGAGAUAAACACAGUCCGAUUUCAGCUAUAAUAACUAUCCAUGAUGCCAAAAUUCCACAUAACCUACAGUGAAUAGUCUGGCAGCUUUCCCUGCUCUGACCUAAUGCAUGUGAAAUGAAUCCGGAUGUUUAGAUUACAUGCUGACCCGAAUACCUAAUAUGCACACACUUAAUUAUUAACAAUAAAUAGAACUGAUAAGGGGAUUGCAUAUAAAAACUCUAAGCCUUUAAUGUUAGUCAGUGCUGUAUAUGUGUAAUCAGGUACAGUAAGCGCCUUCUGUAUCUCAGGAAAAUAACUCUGAUAGACCAGCUGACAUGGGCACCCAGCAACAUUAUCACCGCUAACACAUCAGUGUUCAUCAAAGCUCCUCUAUAUGCAGUCGUCUUUUUUUAAACAUGUGUACAACAAAUGGACCAAAGCAGGUCUCUGAUUUUACCAACAUUUCUCCCGUUUUCAUGUUUGUGUUGUGAUAGAAGAAAUCUUCCUCGGCAGACUUGCUGAUUCGUUUAGGAUGAGUGACUACUGUGAGUUUAAUCUAAGCCCCUAAUUUAACCAUAAACGAGUGAAAUAUGUGUAGAGGGAAUAACUCCAUGUAGCGUUAAACAUACUGUUCUGUAAUAAAAGUGGGUAAAAAGGAC
This is a messenger RNA of Oreochromis aureus, 3033 nucleotides long. RefSeq names its product sterile alpha and TIR motif containing 1 (gene sarm1). The transcript has 9 exons. Gene Ontology annotation, molecular function: protein binding; signaling adaptor activity; NAD+ nucleosidase activity. The coding region runs from base 258 to 2393 and encodes 711 amino acids. Lineage: Eukaryota; Metazoa; Chordata; Actinopteri; Cichliformes; Cichlidae. Gene Ontology annotation, biological process: signal transduction; negative regulation of MyD88-independent toll-like receptor signaling pathway; response to axon injury. Gene Ontology annotation, cellular component: dendrite. The record is from RefSeq and is a predicted model, not a curated record.